CCGCCAUAACCUCUCUAUAUAAGGAUUGGCACUUAUCAUCUCAAAGUCAUCAUAAGUAGUUUUCUUUAGCUAGACAUGGAUUCUGCUGCUACUGCAUUGUGGAAUUCUUCCCUCCACCAGUUGAGCAAUGUGCCCUCAACCUUUGUUACUACCUUUCUGCGCUUCUCCACAACCCUUGUUGCCAUGGCUUUCGCUCUGUAUUACCUCUACAAGUUCCUAUUCGUAGGCAACAAGAGAGAAUUGCAACCCCGUCUCCCUCCGCUCCUUCUAAAACCUUGGCCUGUUGUGGGAAACCUGCCUGAAAUGAUCCAAAACAGGCCCACGUUCAGGUGGAUACACGAGCUGAUGAAAGAUGUUAACUCUGGCAUCGCGUGUAUCCGCUUUGGGGACGUGCAUGUCAUUCCCGUCACUUGUCCCGAAAUCGGCCGCCAAUUCCUGAAAAUCCAGGACGCUGUUUUCGCCUCGAGGCCAAGUAUCAUGUCCGCCGAAUUCACCACCAAAGGCUACUUAACAACAGCGCUGGUGCCCAUGGGAGAUCAGUGGAAGAAGAUGAGGAAAGUGAUGGUCCAUGAACUGCUUUCCACAAACCGACAUCGGUGGCUCCAAGGAAAAAGAGAUGAAGAAGCUGAUAACCUUGUGCGUUACGUGUAUAACCUGUGCAUGUCUGCAGGCGGGCUGGUAAACGUGAGGGUGGCUUCACAACAGUAUUGCGGGAAUGUGCCUAGAAAGCUGCUGUUCAGCAGGAGGUACUUUGGGGAGGGUAAGGAGGAUGGAGGACCUGGAUUUGAAGAAGAAGAGCAUGUAAGUGCCGUUUUCACUAUUCUUGCCUAUCUUUAUUCGUUUUGCGUCUCUGAUUAUAUUCCAAGGUUGAGAGGGCUUGAUCUGGAUGGUCAUGAGAAAGUUAUGAAGGAAGCUCUAGGGGUUGUUGGAAAAUACCAUGAUCCUAUAAUCGAUGAGAGGAUUCAACAGUGGCGAAAUGGUGAGAAAGACGGCAAUGACGACUUGCUUGAUGUCUUGAUUUCUUUGGAAGAUGCCAAGGGUAACCCCUUACUCACAGCGGAUGAGAUCAAGGCUCAAAUUACUGAAUUCAUGAUUGCGACGGUCGAUAAUCCGUCGAACGCAGUGGAAUGGGCACUAGCUGAGAUGCUGAACCAGUCGGAGAUACUUGAGAAAGCGACGGAGGAAAUAGAUAGGGUUGUUGGAAGGGAGAGACUAGUGGAAGAAAAUGAUUUCCACAAACUCAACUAUGUCAAGGCAUGCGCCAGAGAAGCCUUUAGGCUCCAUCCAAUUGCACCCUUCAAUGUUCCUCACGUGUCCCUUGAGGAUGCAACCGUUGCUGACUACUUCAUCCCCAAAGGGAGUCAUGUGCUUCUAAGUCGCACCGCUCUGGGUCGGAACCCUAAGGUUUGGGAAGAGCCAUUCAAGUUCAAGCCGGAGCGGCACCUCAAGGAGGAUGAUGGGAUUUCACUGAUGCUGACUGAGGCAGACCUGCGCUUCAUCUCCUUCAGCACUGGCGUUCGUGGGUGCAAGGGCGUCUUGCUCGGGACUACCAUGACCGUCAUGGUGUUUGCAAGGCUGCUUCAGUGUUUCAGUUGGAGCAUCCCGCCAAUUAAUGGGCGAACCAUCGAUCUGAGCGAGGCCAAGGAUAAUCUGUUUCUUGCGAAUCCGCUGGUUGCAGUUGCAAAGCCCAGGCUUCCCGCUAAUGUGUAUCCCGUCAAGUUCACUUUGUCCCCUGUGUCAAAGCUCGCUUAG
Molecule: messenger RNA, 1752 nt
Organism: Hibiscus syriacus
Lineage: Eukaryota; Viridiplantae; Streptophyta; Magnoliopsida; Malvales; Malvaceae
Product: isoleucine N-monooxygenase 2-like
Exons: 2
Coding region: 76-1752 (558 amino acids)
Molecular function (GO): iron ion binding; heme binding; oxidoreductase activity, acting on paired donors, with incorporation or reduction of molecular oxygen
Source: RefSeq, a predicted model, not a curated record